GUUUUAUCAACUUAUAGCUAGCUGCUCUCUAUCAUCGUCAUGAAGCAUCACUUUAUCGUCAAGCCCAUUUCACUCUGCCGAUUUUACUCGUCAUCGGACCCAUGAAGCUGAAAGGGUUUGAAGUGAAGAUCAAGUGCGAAGGCCAUUUCUUGAAGGAGUACAAAGUUAAGAACGGUUCUGAGGAUGAAUCGAGUGUCAGUUGUUGGAUUGGUAGUGAGGCUGGAAAGGCAUUCUCUGUUCGCAUGAGAAAUAAAACAGAAAUUGAUAUGGGAUUCCAAUUCUGGUGCGAUGGUUGAGAGAUAAGUUUCAUUUCCGGCCCUAAGGGCCAAUCUGUGGAUCUACCCCAUCUCAACAUCUCGGCAACUGAACAACGUCCUUUCUUGUUCUCAGAGGUAUGACUCAUUGAUAGCUUAUGCCUCAUUCUGUUGAAGGAGCAUGAUACUGAACAUUCCCAGAAGAUGACAAUUCUGCAUUUUUCAAUGCAUACAAGGAUCUGGGACAUAUGUCCAUCAAGAUUUUCUGUGGCACUCUAUCCGAAACCCAUCCCCACACUCCCCAAGCAGUGCCUUCCCUUAUUGACCAUGUUCCAGAAAGAGCAAAGAAACUGGGCGGACACUCUUUCGUGUGAUUCUUUGUGGUGUUUGUCUGUUGCUCUACUAACACUAUCAUAAUAGAUUCAGACCAGCUCAGGAAAUGUCUGAAGAAAUGGAAGCAGUCGAAAUGGAUUGUAUAGAUGAUGAACCAUUCAUGACCUUCCAUUAUCACUACAGGCUGAAAGGUUUAUAAAUGACAAGGUUGAGAGACCACUGAAUUCCCAAAUUUGUAUGC
Messenger RNA from Somion occarium, 828 nucleotides. The record is from the annotation of a GenBank genome assembly. NCBI's taxonomy places the organism in Eukaryota, Fungi, Basidiomycota, Agaricomycetes, Polyporales, Cerrenaceae.